AUGUUGAUCAUCCUCUCACUCCCACCCAAGACUUUCGUCGGUUUAGAUCUAGUGUCAUUCAAUUCCUCGCCCAACUUUUACGGCGUCGCCACAAUCCCGCGAGGGUUUCAUUUUCUGUACACUGGGACCGAUGCCUCUCUAUCGAUCCGACAUGGGAGAUGGCUGAAUUUGAACUCUGCAAACCCGAACCAAGUCUUGCGGUGGAACAGAGACGGAGAGUCCCUGCAGGUGGUGGACCAAAAUGAUCCAGACGCACGGAAUGCGAUCGCUGCCGUCUCGGACGGCCGCGGAUUAGUCGACUAUGCGGUAUUACAGGGCGCGACUUCGGAGCUAUCUGCAGGAGAAUCAAAGGGACACAAUGUAUCCGAGGCGGCAGCAGCAGCAGCGUCGGCCGACGAGGAUGGCCGCGCAGAAAGCACAGACUGGCCCGCUCUGACAACGUACGUCUCUUCUUCACUUCUCACACGCAUUCUCUCUCCAGACUGUAUCAUCUCGUCAAUCUCCUCUGCACCCAGUGACACCGAGACCAUCCCGGGCCUUUCGCACCUCGAAGCCUCGAAUGCCCUACAUCAACUACCCCUCGAUCUGCUGCCGGUCAAUCUCAAGCAGACGUGGGCGGGCGGGGACAUCGGUCGGGCCAGGACGGACAGGGCACGGGAUCGGAGCUGGUACCUAGGCCAACUGAUCGAGCAAGCCGCUCACGGAGCCGGCGGAGACAGAGCGCAGGGUGCGCGCGAGUUGCUCGGGGAGCUACAGUUCUGCUUCCUGAUGGUGCUCACGCUCGCGAACUACAGCUGUCUCGAGCAGUGGAAGCGGCUCCUCACCGUCUUCUUCACCUGCCGCACCGCGCUGGACGAAGCGGAAGGCUACUUUGUGCAGGUGGUUAGGGUGCUGCGUCUGCAGAUAAUGCAUGUGGACGAUGUCGAAGGCGGGCUGUUCGAGCUGAGGGACGAAUCUGGAAGCGCCUGGCUGAGGACGCUGUGGGCUCGGUUCAGGGCGGUGGUGGAUGACGUGGACAAGGGCCAAAGAGACUCGCUGAGAAGAGAGGUUGAUGGUUUGGAGAGGCUGUUCGAAGAAAAGUAUGGAUGGCAGAGUGAAAGGGACAUGUUGAGGAGAGGAAUGUUUGAGCUAGAGGAUGGCGAGCGAGUCGAGGUUACCAUGCACGGCGUUGACGAGGAUGAAGAGACCGGUGAGUAUGCGCCGGUCAUCGUUGAGACUUGA
Messenger RNA from Fonsecaea nubica, 1221 nucleotides. RefSeq lists its product as hypothetical. The transcript has a single exon. Lineage: Eukaryota; Fungi; Ascomycota; Eurotiomycetes; Chaetothyriales; Herpotrichiellaceae. Gene Ontology annotation, biological process: spliceosomal tri-snRNP complex assembly. Bases 1 to 1221 code for a protein of 406 amino acids. The record is from RefSeq and is a predicted model, not a curated record.